Molecule: messenger RNA, 2357 nt
Organism: Toxorhynchites rutilus septentrionalis
Lineage: Eukaryota; Metazoa; Arthropoda; Insecta; Diptera; Culicidae
Gene: Osi12
Exons: 2
Coding region: 212-967 (251 amino acids)
Source: RefSeq, a predicted model, not a curated record
GCUGUGAUCCGGUGUGCUUCCCGAGAAGAAAAAUCCUUGCCUGCUCCGCGAGAAAAGACAGGAACUGUUUGGCGUGUUGGGUGGUGUUGUGCAAUUUGACUUGCUGUUGCUGGAGGGUUUCGUGGUUGUGUGACACCGACAGUUUGGCUGACAAAAAAGGACAUUGUGGAUUCAAGUCAAACGUCUUAAGAACUAACGAAAAACAAGAAAAAUGCAUUCAGUGUUACGAUUUGUGUGUGCCACCGUGGUGUUGAGUACCGUCGUUUUGGGCUCCACCGAGGAGUACCAGAGUCCCGGAUUACGUGCCAUUUCGCGGGUGUACGACGAGUGCUCGAAGGCAGAGAAUGGGUUCACACCGUGUCUCAAGAAACGAGCCCUCACCUUCAUCGAUCGGUUGAGUCGCGUGGACUCGCUAUCACUGGGUGACAUGAAGAUUGUUCGCAACGAGCGGGCCGCACCCAUCGAGAGCAAACCCCUGACGGAUAACGAGCUCGAGCAGAGCCUGCCACGAGGACUGGAAGCACGGGACGAAGCACUGAACAACAUGCUGUUGGAUAAGAUCGCCGGAGUGUUCAGCAGCCGAACGGUACAGAUCAGCCUGCCCAAGUUGUCGAGCGAUGAGCUAGGACGCGGAUUGGAAGAAGGUCGCGGUAAAAUGAAGAAAAUGAUGAGCAUGAUGAUUAUGGGCUUCAUGAUGAAGAUGGCUGCCAUGGUGCCGGUUGCGAUCGCCGGACUCUAUAUUCUCGCCGGCAAAGCACUGAUCGUGUCGAAGAUCGCUCUCCUCCUGGCCGGUAUCAUCGGGCUGAAGAAGCUAGUCGCCAGCAAACAGUCCGGAGGAGGUGGUGGCGGCUGGUCCAGCGGUGGCUCCGGACACGGUGGUGGCUGGGACAGGCGAUCGGCUGAUCUGGCUGCAGCAAACAUGGCGCAGAACAUGGCCUACAAUUCGUACGCCAAAAACCAGGCGUGAAAGGCAACAACAACGCAUGAAGACACCGACACCCUCCGUGCCGACCCGAGGUUCCCUAGAUAAGUUAUUUGUUAAAAUAGGAACUAGGAAAACCGAAAGUCGGUCGAAAUACUCUCAUCCUUCGCGAGUUUUGACUGUGGGAAGAAAUCUGAACACAAGGCAAACCUGAAGAUGAUUGAAACAUAGUAUUUAUUUAUUUAUUUAAAUUAUUAGAACACAACGGAAAAGUAGCAGAAGUCAUCCUAAACGCAUUUCUCACAGUAUUUCGUAUGAAUCAAUACAAUAGACUCUUUCCAUUAUUACUCUAAUGGGUUCUUUCAACUUUCUACUAGUCUUACAAUUUCCACAUUUUCUAAUCAACUUUCAACCAUUCUUCAAACCUUUCACAUUUCCACAUUCGUGUGGUUGCUAUUUUCUACACUCUGAGAAGCUAAUCUACAUACAAUCACUUUUCUCAUUGCCCCAGUUCAUACUUUCUCUCAACUAAUCACUAUAAUGUCAUCCACGUUGCUCGAUUCUGUAUCUUGGGAAACCAAUUAUUUUUUCGAGGACUUUCACUCAUCUGUCAUUCUAUCUUUAACAGCUGUAAACUAUCUGACUAUCACUGAUUUUCGUCUUUAUUCAAACAUUUUCAAUUAUUUUCAAACCGUUCGAACAUAAUGUCUUACAUUUUCCCCACUCUCAUCAACAUUCUCGUUAUCUGGAACUCAAUUAAUUAACCUAUUUUCACUUUCCAACGCAAUGCUCACUUCGUAUAACCUUUUUCUUUACGAUGUUAUUUUCCGUUUGUCUUCUGUUCUGUUUUAUCUGUUUUUCCCAGAAGGCAAACAAACCCUUACGAUGCCACUGCUCUGUGAUACACUUGUUUCUGUUUUUGUUUCUUUCCUCCAUUUUCAAUACAUCAAAACCAACAAAAGUGUGUUGGAAGACACGACUAUUACCGUUGAAGAACUGUCUUCAGCUAUAAAUUGUGUGUUAAUGUGUCGAAAAAAAACUAUCACUUUCGACUCGUGUAAUCUGUUCUCAUAGGACUCCUUGCGUCUGUCGUUAACUUGUGUCUUAGUCAAACUGUUAUCUUAAUCUUAGUUCUCAUACUGUAUAGUAACCAUGUAAACUGUAUUCACUGUGUACUCUAAAAAAACUCUGCCAAAACUGUUGCCCACUCGACUAUGUUUGUUAGAUAUGUUAAAUUAACGAACGUAACCAUUGUUGGAGACUAGGUAUAAUUCGAACCUUGUAAAAGUUGCGCAAACUUAGGGAAUCGGAUAUAUAUUUGUUUUGUUGAUAAUGUGUAGGAUUUUAGUUUUAAUAUUUGACAUUAUUAAUAAACAGACUAACGGAAUGAAACGUGUGAAAUAAACUUUUAAUAAAAGUAGCCUUCCUCUUGAGA